Molecule: messenger RNA, 2311 nt
Organism: Coregonus clupeaformis (lake whitefish)
Lineage: Eukaryota; Metazoa; Chordata; Actinopteri; Salmoniformes; Salmonidae
Gene: lnpka
Product: limb and neural patterns a
Exons: 13
Coding region: 186-1406 (406 amino acids)
Biological process (GO): endoplasmic reticulum tubular network organization
Cellular component (GO): endoplasmic reticulum tubular network
Source: RefSeq, a predicted model, not a curated record
GACGUCAAAAGUGGGUCGCGCCUGUUCUUCGCUCCUAAUAUAUAACCAACAAUAUAGAGGUAAUUUUGUUUCAGUCACAGAUGAACUUCGGACAGUAAAACUGUGCAGCAGGUGAAGAGAUAUUCCACUGGGGCAAUUCAAAAAUCAGAGGGCUCUAAAACGACUGACUUCAUUUGGUCCUCAACAUGGGGAUUGUAAUAUCCCGGUUUAGGACUAAGCCAUCAACUGUAGAGGUUUUGGAAGGAAUUGAUAAGGAUAUACAGACUUGUGAGGAAUGUCGAGAACUGUAUCAAAGACAGUUGAAGUUAUGGGUGUGGAGACUGCUUCAGUACUCAUCUCUUCUUUACCUGAUGGCCAGCAUAAUUGUGUAUCUUUGGUACCUCCCUGAACAGACAAUUGGAAAGGUCAUAUUGGCCCUUCCUUUUGUAGUAUUUCCACUAUUUGUAUGGCUCCUUCGAAAGGGGCUGCUCGCUCUUUUUAAAAGAAGAACAGAAAAAAACAAUGAAAAAUUGGAGGACCUCAAAUCACAAAAACGAAAAAUACUUCUAGAGGUGAUGGAGACUGAAACAUAUAAAACCGCAAAAAUUAUUCUGGAGAGAUUUGAUCCUGAUUCUAAGACAAAGGUGCCAGAAUCCAUUCCAAGUGGAACUCCUGUGACUCCAAAACCGGGCCAAGAACUCCGUCAGCGUCAUGUUACUCCUCGGCCCCCGGUGGCAGUGACUCCUGCCGCAGCACGUCCUCCUCUGGCCCCAGGGGCCACCCACGCAGGGCCGCCCCUCCACUCAGCUCCUGGAGGACCCCCAGAGAGAAUCCUGUCUGCUGAGGCUGCUCAGCAGAGCUUGAUGAAGAGGCCCAUGACCCCUGGCACACCUGUUCCAGGAGUGGGAAUGCACCCCCCAGGCCCACCCCUGGCCAGACCUGUCCUCCCCCGGGAUAGAGGCGCCAUGGACAGGGUCAUUGAGUACUUUGUCGGCGAUGGCCCUCAGAAUAGAUAUGCCCUCAUAUGCCAGCAGUGUCUCACCCAUAACGGCAUGGCAUUAAAAGAGGAAUUUGAAUAUGUUGCCUUCAGAUGUGCAUAUUGUUAUGUCCUGAAUCCUGCGAGAAAGACCAGACCCCAAGCACCCCGACUCUCUGAGGUCAGUGCUGAGGCACCCAUAACAUCACCAACACCCAUAGAACCAGGACCUGUAACUACACCACCUGCCCCUGAAGCUGAUGAAAGCCCCGCUACUGCAGUUGAGGAGAAGCAGCCUACUCCCCCAGCUGAAGAGGAGAUCCAGGAGCUGGUGACUCUGACCACAGAUAGUGCCUCAGAAACGGAAGCGCCAGGAACCUCAGAAUCUGUGGAACUCACCCCAGUAAAGUCAGACGGGGAGCUGGAUGUGUCAGCCAUGGAGGUCGAAUAGAAUGUCAUUUCAACACAUGAAUUUAUGCUGGAGCGUUAUUCUUUUUUGGCGUGGAGGGGGGUUCUUUCUGUUUUUAAAGUAAACUUAAUAAUGGUUAGACUAACAUUAAUGCUGUGAGGAAGAAUGGCAGAAUAACAGGGAAAGGGUUUGGUAUUAACUUAAAGGUAUUUUCUUGUCAGUUGUCAUGAUGCCAAUAUGAAUUGAAUGAUUGGAAUAAUAAUGAACAGCAACACUGUUUUCAGAUUUGACAUGUCUGCAAUACUUUCGUGAGCUAUGCUAGCACUUCUAUACAUAAAGCAAGAGCACACUUAGUUCAGCUAGCUAAGCAUUUUGCGUUGAUGCACAUCCAUAGAAUGUUUUCUUAAAGUGCAUUUUACAUAAGUGAUAAGCAAUUUCCCACAUUGCUACUGUAUUGUUUUUGUGACUCGUGUCUAUAUCCAUAUUGUCUAUAGACAUGCAAAUGCAUGAUGAUUAUGAGCCAAAAUCUAGCUAAGCCGUUUGAGUUGAGUUGCACAUCUGUAGCAUGACAGUUUCUUCCUUUUUUAAUUUAAGUAAAGCCAGUGUAUUGUUUUAGUUUGUUUGUUUUUUGACUGAAUGUAUGUCCAUGUUGUCUACAGAAAUGCAAAAAAAGUUCUGUCUGGUGUGAUAUGAAAUAUUUAUAGGCGAAUUAUAUUUAUAGAUACUACAGUAUACGUUACAGUGCCUUUUUAACAGUAUUGAAAAGGUUUUGGGUAGUCCUAGUACAAUGAGGCUAACCACAUGUUUACACAGUAAUUGUACAAUCAUAGCAGUGCUUAUAUUUAUUGCUUAAAAGUAGAAACAAUGAUGUACUGCUGUCCUCUGCACCCGAGUGCCUUGAUGCGUUUUAUGUUUCCACUUUGAAAUGAAUAAAGACUUGAGUCAUU